Plutella xylostella (diamondback moth) is the source of this 1024-nucleotide messenger RNA. RefSeq names its product 3-oxoacyl-[acyl-carrier-protein] reductase FabG. Lineage: Eukaryota; Metazoa; Arthropoda; Insecta; Lepidoptera; Plutellidae. The record is from RefSeq and is a predicted model, not a curated record.
UAGUGGGAGAUACUACAGUUAUGGGUAGAUGUAGUUUAUCAGCAGUUCUUUGUUUAUCUGCUGCGAGUAUCGACGCUUUUUUGUGUCUACCAUAGUGAAUAAUAAACGUAUUUGAAACAAUGAGUUUUAAAGGGAAAGUUGUUAUUGUGACGGGGUCAAGUUCUGGCAUAGGAGCCGCGAUCGCCAUACAGUUCGCUAAAGAAGGAGCGAACGUCACAAUUGUUGGACGCAACGAAGUCAAACUAAAUAAAGUGGCCGAGCAGUGUGAAUCCUUCGGUGCCAAGUGUGUGAAGAUCAUUGCUGACGUGGCGAGCGAUGACGCAGCAAAGAGAAUCGUUACUGAAACAGUCGAGAAGCUUGGACAGCUAGACAUCUUAGUAAACAAUGCUGGCAUAGCCAAAACCGCGUUUCUUUUGGACGAAAACGCUGUGGAAACCUUUGAUUUAGUGAUGAACACUAACUUCCGCUCCGCUGUCGUCAUCACGCACCAUGCUGCUCCUCAUAUUAUACAAACUAAGGGGAACAUCAUCAACAUAUCCAGUAUAGGUGGUCUCCAGGCUACAGCCACAGCAAACUUUAUGCCGUACUGCGUGUCGAAGGCUGCGAUGAAUCACUUUACUAAAUUCACUGCGAAAGAACUAGCACCGCACGGUGUUAGGGUCAACGUGGUCAAUCCCGGCCCUGUCAAGACUGACAUAGCUGAAAAUGCUGGCUACGUGCCUCAAGCUCAAGAUUACUUCUGGCAGAAGAUGAAGGAAGGCACGGCAUUGAAGAGAGUCAGUGACCCUGAGGAGAUUGCCGACUUAGUUCUGUUCUUGGCAAGUGACAAAGCCAAGGCCGUCACUGGGUCUUCGUAUGUGUCUGAUAAUGGCAUGAUGAUAGUUUAAAAAGUGGCUAGAAACCUCACCUUUUUUAUACUUACCUACCUGUUAAUUGCUAAUGCCAACUAAAUUAUCUAGUGGUAUUCAUGUUACAUAAGAACAAUGUACCUAUCUCAUAAGUCAUUAAUAAAUUUUAUAAGUUA